AUGGCAGCCUCGGUUCCUGCCAAAAAAUCUACUCCAGACAUGCCUGUCUUUUCAUAUGCACAGGCCGCAAAGGGCCUCACCAGCUCGACAUCCGAUACCAAGCAGACCAAGCCAGAUGCUGGCGCCAGCUCUGUCGACGAGAACACCGCAGACCAGAAAAUAGCCACCACUGCCGCCGUGGCGGACCAGUCAGCGGCUCAGCAGAGCUCUGAGGUGAAGAAUGGACCUGCUUCCGCCGACGGCGAGGCCUCAGCUCCAGCAAAGACUGCCGUCUCUGAACGCGCAUCACCCUCUCUGGGACCGUCGACUACCUCUACGCUAGUCAAAGAAGACGAUAUCUCCAUCACCCCUAACGGCACCGCUUCAGAGUCCGAAUGGGAGAAACAGUCCCAGGUGUCCACCGCUGCAGACAAGGAGAAGGCCAGCCAGGCCGCGGACGACGACAAGGCCAAGUCUGAGGCCAGCUGGGAGAACGUCACUCCACCGCCAAAGGAGCUCAAGGCCGCUCCACCACCAACCGUCAACAUCUGGCAGCAACGACAGGAGGCCUUGGAGGCCAAGGCAAAAGCCAAUGCGCUGCUGAAGCCCGCGGCUGGCCCCACGACAGCUUCAAAGGGAUCAACCGCCAGCCAGACCUCUGGUGACGCCAGGUCGGAGCACCAUGGCAAGGGUGCUAACAAGAAGAAGGCCUCAGAGGCCGCUGGUACUGCUACUGAUGCGUCUGCGAAUGGACGUGAUAAGAAGAAGCCAAGCGAUGGUAUGGAUUUCUGCUCUUAUUCUCAUAGUGUAAAAUAUGCAUUGGCUAAAAGUCCUCUCUUAGGCUCAAGGAAAGGUGGUGUUCGAUCGAACCGUGGACCAGAGACUGGCGAAUCCCUCCCACCUGUCAACGAUGCCUCAUCAUGGCCUACCCCACAGUUGGCGCAAGGUGAAGACAUGCGCAAAGCUCAAGAACACACAGAGAAGCCCGAAAAGGCUGAAAAGGAGAAACAUUCUAGCACCCGGACCCAUGGAAAGGAAAAGUGGAUGCCUGUUCCAUACGUACCCACCGCUGUUUUCAACACUCCGUUGCCCCCCGCGGCCAGGAGAGGUGGACGAAGUGCCAGGGGAGGUUCUAGAGAAGGAGGACCCCGGGGUGCAGGUCACGCCAGCGGUGAUAGAACCACCCCUUCGUCUGCCUCCAAAGCGUCCUCGGCCGGAGACCGUGAGAAGAUUGACGAACGCGCUACGCCGGAGGCUCAGAAGGGCGCUUCUACUGCUGAUGCAAGCUUGAAAAACGGCGAUGUUACCGAAAAGCACACCUCUGCCUCAACAGAUGCGCAAAAAGAUGCCAAGCCGGCGCAAAACAGCAACAAUGCAGCUACUACGAAUGCAUCGGAAGGGAACACUCAACACUCUCACCCUGCAUCCUCUCAGUCUCCUACUCGACCUCGCCCGGAGUCCAAGACCUAUCAUAAAUCCCAUGAGGCCCACAGCACCUCAUAUAAGGGUGGAGAACACCACUCCUCUCGACAGGCUAGUUCCUCCGCUGAUGGCCAUACUAGCCAUUCUAGAUAUGGUGCGGGCCAUGACAGGCGAUUCGAUGCGGGUUCUAGAUCUGGAGAGUUCUUCAAGGAUUCCAACUACCAGCCAAGAGGUAGAGAAUUCACAAAAGACCGCGAGUUCAACAGAGAUGGCAGAGAUUAUCAGCGCUCUGAGUAUCCAAACAUGGACCGUGAGUCCCGAUCCGAGAGAGGCCGUGGUGGCUACCGCGGUGGACGUGGCGGCCAUUCCAACUAUACCAGCACCACCAGCGGUUCCCAAAGCGCUACUUCAUACCACUCUGCUCCUAUCCCUCAGCAUCCCUUCCCACCCAAGGGCUUCAACUUUAACGAUCGCCAUCGCCCGCAGCCUGCUACCAACGGCGCCCAGCAAGCACAACAGCCACAGCUUAACUCUUCUAGUAAUAGGAUGAGCAUGCGUUCUCCCUCCAUGCCAAACCCAGGCAUGUUUGCUCCUUAUACCAUCCAAACAGACAUGAGCCUCAUGUACCCUUACGCCCAAGCCCCUCAGGGCCCAAUGACUGCCAUGCCCUACCAACCAUACAUGGAAAACUUCUACCUCAUGAGCAUGAUCUCUACGCAACUCGAAUACUACUUCUCCGUUGACAACCUGUGCAAAGACCUCUUCCUCCGCCAACACAUGGACUCCCAGGGCUUCGUGCUACUUAGCUUCAUCGCAUCCUUCAAGCGCAUCAAGUCGCUUACGGAAGACCUAGACCUACUGCGCUUUGUAUGUCGCCAAUUGAGAAAUGUCGAGUACAGAGCUAGUGAUGAUGGAGUCGAUCGACUACGUAAACGUGAGGGAUGGCAGCAAUGGGUCCUUAGUAUGGAGGCACGCGCUUCCUCCGCACAGAAUGAUGGGCCAUCUACUGCCACUGCAGAGGAGUAUGUGCCUACCUCGGCCUCCGCACCACUGCAUAUGAAUGGAAACGGAACAUACAACAAUUUCGUCCCAACGGCCGAAACUGCAUCUGCAGAGGAGGCACCAAAGCGUCAGGCGAAGCUAUCCUCCGCCGCACCAGAGUUUUCGCCGCUUGCAUCCAACGGAACGGGAUCCUUCGAACAGGCCAACUUUACUGAUGGUCAGGUUGAUAGUAACUUUGUUCCUGUGGUACGUCCAAUUGCAUAUUAA
This is a messenger RNA of Microsporum canis CBS 113480, 2670 nucleotides long. Its product is annotated as La domain family protein. The record is from RefSeq and is a predicted model, not a curated record. Bases 1 to 2670 code for a protein of 889 amino acids. Lineage: Eukaryota; Fungi; Ascomycota; Eurotiomycetes; Onygenales; Arthrodermataceae. The transcript has a single exon.